CCACAGCAAACUCUUUUAAGGAUUCUUGGUUAGGACACAGAACCCCUCAAGGGUGUAAAAUUUCCAUUAGUGCUGUUUGCGUCUGGCAUGGAUUGGAAGCAGAUGCUCUUAACGAAUCUUUGUAUUUCUUCCUCUUGCUGUGUCUGUCUGAGGAAAGCAAGCCAGAAUGACCUUGGCUUUAAGAAUAGGAACGGCAAGAGAUCUCAGACCUGGCCUUGAGCUACUGUAAAUACAAGGAUUAACAGGAAAAGGGUCAUCAGGUUUAACAUUUCUAUUCUGUUUUCGGAGUCAAAACCGCAGUUUGCUCAAAAAAACAAGAGCUAUUUUAUUGACAAAUGGAGUCUAAGUUGCUCUUGCCAACAGUUCUUGUUUUAAUAAACACUGGGUAUUUCAGGAGCAUGAGCGAUGUCACCGACGGGAGUUUCCUUUGGCAUCGUGAGUGAUGGAAGUGUGUCAGAUGGCUAAAUGAACGGGAUUACAGUUCGUAUGACUGCAGUGUUGAGUAGUGGAGCUUGUGGGGUGGAGUGGGGGCAAGCUGGUAGACAGGGUACCGUUAUCUUUAGCCACACUAACGUGCCCAAGCUGAGGUAGAGUCUCUCUAACUCGCAUUAGGACAAGACAAAGUUCUGCUUAUUGUUUGACAGAAAGCCGCAAUCAUUCCGUGCUGCAAGGGUGACCCCAAAAUGUCUUCCAACGGGGACCUACAAGACCUUGGGAGCUAUGACAGCUUUUGGGAGCCGGGGAACUACAAGAGGACGGUGAAGCGAAUUGACGACGGACACAAACUCUGCAAUGAGCUGAUCAGCUGCUUCCAGGAGCGUGCCAAAAUCGAGAAGGCCUAUUCCCAGCAGCUGAAUGACUGGGCAAAGAAAUGGAGGGGUGUUGUGGAGAAAGGUUCACAGUAUGGCACCAUGGAGAAGGCUUGGCAUGCGUUUAUGAAUGCAGCAGACAAGCUGAGUGAGAUCCACAUGGAGCUGAAGGAAAAGCUGGUUAUGGAAGACAGCGAGAAGAUCCGUGUCUGGCAAAAAGACGCCUACCACAAGCAGAUGAUUGGAGGAUUCAAGGAGACCAAGGAUGCCGACGAGGGAUUCCGAAAGGCCCAGAAACCCUGGGUCCGCAAACUUAAGGAAGUAGAAGCUUCUAAAAAGUGCUACCACCAGGCCCGUAAGGAGGAACGGACAGCAAUGACACGCGAGACACAUGCCAAGGCUGAUACCACCAAGUCCCCGGAGGAGGUGCGCAAGUUUACGGAUCGCGUGGAGAAAUGCACACAGGAAGCAGAAAAGGUGAAAGAGCGCUAUGAGAAAGCUCUUGAUGAGCUGAACCGCUGUAACCCACGAUACAUGGAAGAUAUGGAGCAAAUGUUCGAGAUAACCCAAGAUGCUGAGAAGAAGCGGCUGUGCUUCUUUAAGGAGGUGAUGCUGGAUAUCCAUGAGCAUCUAGACCUCUCCAGCAGUGAAGCGUUUAAGGCGUUGUACCGAGACCUGGGCCAGACCAUUAAUGUAGCCAGUGACACAGAGGACCUGCGGUGGUGGAGGAAUACACAUGGACCUGGAAUGAGCAUGAACUGGCCCCAGUUUGAGGAAUGGACUCCAGAGUCCAAUCGCACCAUCAGCCGCAAAGAGAGGAGCAGCCGAAUCGAUGAUGUCACUUUGACCAACAUCGUCUCUGCUGCUGACGAAGCACCUCAGACACCACAAGAUACCAUCCGAGCUGCCAAAGACUACUCUUCAGACUGGUCUGAUGAAGAGAGCCCUAAGAAAUAUAUAGCAGCGAACGGAGUUGAGCCUGAAGAGGAGGAGAAGGUAGCGGGUGUGCGCGUUAGAGCACUGUAUGAUUACACUGGCCAAGAAUCUGAUGAGCUGAGCUUUAAAGCAGGUGAAGAGCUGAUAAAGUUGGGAGAGGAGGAUGAGCAAGGCUGGUGCAAAGGGCAGCUGGACAGUGGCGAGGUGGGCCUCUACCCUGCUAACUACGUCCAAGUCAUUGGCUCCUGAUGUCCCACCAAGACCCAGCACCUUCCUCGAGAAGGCCAUACCAUCACUGAGCUGAUCACACUGAACUGUGCCAGCAGGGCCUGCCUAACGCUCUAGAGGUCCUGCCAGCCUUUGCUAAAUUUACACAGGACCCACCAGAAGAGAAAAAAAAGCUCACAUCUUGUAUAUUUUGAGGUUCAUGGUGCCAUGGCCUGAGUCAUGGCUUUUUUUGAGAGACUUUACAGGUACAGUGCCUUUUCUGGAACAUUCAAGGGACAAAUAUAGAGCAGAGCUGAAGACUUACAGUACUGUCACCUCACUCUCCAUGCUCAUUACAGACUUUUUGCUUUUCUAAAGGGAUAAAUAUAUUUACUUUUCUGGGGUAUCGUGGGGCUGUAUCAACACUAUCGGAGGCUGUGGGAGAUACUUCCUGUCCUGCGUUUGUGAAUUUCAGAUACAUCAGAAAUCAAUUCAAGUAUUUAUUUCAUCCAGAUCACAUCGACUUGGUUUUCUUACAAAUACAUGUUGCUAUGUACAUAUAUAGAUUUUUUUUUCUUUAACAGCUUAGUACUUGAGGAUAUCUGGGCUGAAAUCUUGCUGCACAUAGUUAUAAAUCGCUGUAGGAUUCCUAAAAAGCAUUGGCAGUUUUCUAAUCUUUCUUUUAAGCAUGAUCGCUUAGUUUUGGAGAAUAUUCUGGAUUUGUACGAAGAAAUUUAAUGAUCAAUGUGGGAUCUGUAAGACCGGUUUUGACGUGUCCUAAUGGAAUUUAUAUUUUCGAAGCGACGUCUUCUGAAAAUCAAAUAGUUUUUAAUUUUAUUUUCUGUUUUUAAUUAAAAAGCAACAUUAAAGACCAAUGACUUAGUGGAGGUUAUCUGAGCAGCGCAAGUGUGUUGUGUGCGCAUAUCUGUGUUUGCCUGUCUGUACAGAUAUUUUGGUUUCCUCAUCCAUUACUGAUGCAUAAUUAAAACUUUAACUACUGUAGCAAACCUCUACUAAUCAGUUUAAAAAAAAAUCCUAAUAAAUACAGAUGAGCUAGA
Molecule: messenger RNA, 3010 nt
Organism: Tachysurus vachellii
Lineage: Eukaryota; Metazoa; Chordata; Actinopteri; Siluriformes; Bagridae
Gene: pacsin3
Product: protein kinase C and casein kinase substrate in neurons 3
Exons: 10
Coding region: 684-1994 (436 amino acids)
Biological process (GO): regulation of endocytosis; cytoskeleton organization; plasma membrane tubulation
Cellular component (GO): plasma membrane; endosome; cytoplasm
Molecular function (GO): protein binding; phospholipid binding
Source: RefSeq, a predicted model, not a curated record